Molecule: messenger RNA, 2178 nt
Organism: Stylonychia lemnae
Lineage: Eukaryota; Ciliophora; Spirotrichea; Sporadotrichida; Oxytrichidae
Source: the annotation of a GenBank genome assembly
AUGUUACAAUCCCCCUCAACUCAGGAAAUGCACAGAAGCCCAUCUCCUCAUACUGACUAUAACAAGUAUCUUAAUCCAGCGGAUUUGUCUGGAUAUGGACCAAGAUAUGGAGGUUAUUCACCAUCAGAAAGAAAAUAAGAGGAAGUCCAGUAAGAUCAAGACUAUAUAUGGGUAAUCAGAUAAAAUUAUUUAGCUUAUUUAUCGUUUGGUUUAGAUGCUUAAGAAAGAGCUGAGAUAGAAGUUUAAGCUAGAGAUGAGUACGAUCAUGCAGUAGAUGAAUUGAGACAUACCGAAGGAAUUACUGAAGAAGAUGUCAAGGAUUUUUAGAAGUCGAUCAUUAUUAGAAAGUCAGUUGAUGUAGUCAAGAUAUUGGCUGAAAAUUAAGCUGAAAUCAGAAAGAGAGCUGCAAACAAUUACAGAGAUGUCAAGUCAAAGGUUGCAAGAUGCAUCAAAGUUAGAAACAAGGCCGCAAAGCAAAGCAAGAAAUAGAGAUAAAACAAUUUCGGUAUAUCUUAGGGCAGCGAGAGGAGCAGAGAUGGUUCUUUCCAGUCAUCUAAUAUGAUGAAAACUUUCGACAAUGGAUCUAUCAAUAUCCAGAAUCAGUCAUCUCCAUUCAGAUAAAGUCCAAGACUUCAUGAUCAUCAAGAUUAGAUCAACAAAAUUAAUGAAGAAAUCAAAGCCAAGCAGCUUGAAUAGGAGAGAAUUCAACAGUAAAUAAAUCAGACAAAAGUUGAUUUUUCUAAGUCUUAGGGACCGUUGAAGGCUUCUGAUUUGGUCAUUUAAGAGAGACCAUCCAGUCAGUAAGCAAGAAGACAGAAGGAAGAAGAUGAAAUGAAUGCAAAGGCUUUAGCAUUAGCAUAGACAUAGCCUAAGGCUGAAACUUAAAAGAUGGAACCAACUGUUAUAUAAGUCAAAAAGAAGGAAGAACAGCAAUAGUAAUCAAAAAAUAAAGGUGUUGACAGCUAAAUAGAAAGAACAGGAUCAGUAGAAUUUAUAGAAAGAAGAUCUGAUUAUCAUAAGCCAACGACUAAGAUUGUAAGCAAGAAAGUCAAUCCUUCACAAGAAGGUCUGCCUGUAUCAUUUACAAAGACUAACAGGAAAAUUGGAUAAAAUUCAGGGCUUUAAGGUCCAGCUAUUUAAACCUAGUAGUAAACAUAGCCUUAGAUUUAAGUGAAGACUUAAGUUGAGGCAUAAAUCCAACCAACAAACAUAUAAAUUCAAACUUAAAGUUAGGUAAAGGAUUUGCCAAAGCAAUAAGAAGAGCCAGUUGAUGAUUAUCAAGAGAGUUUUGGAUAGUUAGCUUAGAAAACAAAAUCUGAGAUUUAAAACUAAGAAGAAGAGCCAAAUAGAUUUUUAAAUAGAGACCUCGAAAACAAGACUACAGCUAUUUAGGAGGAAUUCGAUGACUUACUUGAGUCUUUGAUGAACAAUAGAAAUCAAAGAGAUCCAGGUGAAUUCUACAAGAUUAUGAAUGAAUUUUACGGCAAAGGACCUGAUGACUUGAAGCAUGAUUCACCCACUAAGAGACUGAUUAGUCAUAAAAAUAGUACUACUGAUCAUAAAAAAGUAAUGGCAUCAAAUAUUCAAAGAGGCGAAUACUCCUAAACUUACUGCGUAUCUCCAGGAAAGAGUUACAUUAUUGAGCCUCAUGGCGGAGAGCUUAAUUACAACUUAGCUCACAAAAAUCCACUUAAAUUCUAUGAUCAAGUAUUGAAUCAAGAUAUCACCAAGCACAAAUUCAAGCAAGAUGAGUCCUCUCCAACUAGAAGACCAAAAGUUGAGAUCUCUUCUAAAGUUACAAAGAGACCUUUAUAACUGAUCAUUGAAAAAAUUAGAUCUAAAAUUGAGGAGUAACUAAGACAAAGAAUAGGAAAUUAAUACGGCCUCACUAUUACUUAAGCCUUGAAAGAUUAGGGCAUAGAGCAAACCUUGAAAGUUAUGAUGGCUGAAGAUAAAAUCCAAUUAGUAAAUCAGAAGAAUGAGCCUGUAUACCAAUAAUAAAUAUACCAGGCUGCUUAAGAAACUCACAUUGCUCCAGACAUUGAAAUAGAGGCAGUAUCACCAGACACAAAAUCAGCAAAGACAAGAUUAUCAAUGAAGCAAUAAGAUUUAGAAAAGGUCGAAUCAGAGGUUAGAAACUUCAUCAGAAGAAACUCCAAAUUCCCAGUCGACGUCUGA